This is a messenger RNA of Talaromyces proteolyticus, 2860 nucleotides long. RefSeq lists its product as uncharacterized. Gene Ontology annotation, biological process: RNA processing. Gene Ontology annotation, molecular function: RNA binding. The coding region runs from base 209 to 2608 and encodes 799 amino acids. The transcript has a single exon. The record is from RefSeq and is a predicted model, not a curated record. Gene Ontology annotation, cellular component: nucleus. NCBI's taxonomy places the organism in Eukaryota, Fungi, Ascomycota, Eurotiomycetes, Eurotiales, Trichocomaceae.
GGCAAAUAAGAAGAAUAUAUUGGACACAGGAUACGGCGUCGCUGAUUGGCUGCAAGCAGCCUGGACAGCCCCACCAUGCCCGAAAGGGACAUCGACAAUGGAGCUGUCUAAUUGAUCGCCGACUGCUCUCUACACAUGCAAAAUCAACUUAACCAGUCGACACGAAUAUCCAAGUCGAGGCACCCGCUGCCCACCAGCACCAGUAGCGAUGCCCGACGACUCCAAACCAAAGACCUUCCCCGAUCUCUCCUCGAAGCUCUCCGCCCCAGCUAAGAAAUCGCUUUUCGAGCGCCAAAAGGCUGAAGCCGAAGCCAAACGCGCGCGCGAACGAGCCGAGACCGCCGCUGUAUACGAGGAUUUCGUCAAGUCUUUUGAGGAUGAUGGGAGCAAUGUUGCCCCUCAAACAAGGCCGAAUGCGUUUGGGCAUUCGUCGGGGCCGCCUGCUAAACGACACUUUACCAGCUCAUUGAAUACAUCGCGCAACAGCGGUCCAGGUAGUCUAGGCCCGCCGCCGCAAUCGCUUGCACGGAAACGAACGCACGAUGGUCUCUACCGUGAGCGAGAGCGAGAUUCCGGGCAGGGCAUUUUUGGUUAUGAUAACUCUGAUCCGGCGGCUGCCUUUCGGGCCUCGGACGACGAGGAGGAUAGGACUGCUGAGAAUAAAGAGGCUGAAAGAGCUGUUGCCAAGCCCACAGUUUACCUAUCCUCGCUGCCGCCGGGGACGUCGCCUACGGUGAUUAAAGCUUUGAUACCUAAAACGCUGUCGGUGGAUGCAGUUAAGAUCAUUCCACCGCCAGCUCAGCCUACAACAGAACGCAGGUCGUUUUCUGCAAUCGUGACCUUAGCGAAAGAGACUGCUGCCUCAGAUAUCGAUUCUACAGUGAGCGCACUACAGAAUAAAUACUUAGGAUGGGGCUAUUAUCUAUCCAUUUCUCGCCAUCUUUCUUCCGCUGCAAUUCAUUCGGGGAUGCCAGUGAAUGUCGGUUUAUCGUCUACGAGCUCGUUACCCUUCGGAGCAAAGGUGAUAAACCAAGGACCUGUUGGGAGGCUCAAUCGAGCACCUCCGCCCGGGCCUCACCGCGGUGGGUUUGCGCCGCCAGCUUCCUAUGGACAAUACCCAAGGACAGCAACAACAGCGCAGAUCGAGGUCAAGCCGCCAUCGGAUCUAAAAGAAUUACGACUUAUCCACAAAACUCUAGAGAACCUGCUCAACUUCGGUCCCGAAUUCGAAGCGCUGCUUAUGAGUCGGCCAGAAGUGCAGAGGGAUGAAAAAUGGGCUUGGAUUUGGGACUCGCGCAGUGUAGGCGGUGUUUGGUACCGAUGGAAACUUUGGGACAUUCUCACCAAUUCAAAAAUUAGUCGAAGUAAUCGUGGGCGAAGUGAAAGUGCAACUUCUCUCAUUUUCGAAGGCGGCGCAAGUUGGGUUGGGCCCGAGAAACCUAUUCGAUUUGAGUAUACGACUGCGAUCGACGAGUUCGUGUCCGAUGACGAGUACAACUCUUCCGAAGAAGAUGAGUCUGACAAUGAAGACGAAAGGCGACGCCAUGCUGCAGAUGAUUCACUGGGCAAUGAAGACGGUGUUGGAUAUAUGAAUCCAUUACAAAAGGCUAAACUUACUCAUCUUGUUGCUCGACUCCCCACAGCGAACAGCAAACUACGUCGAGGAGAUGUGGCUCGAGUAACAGCAUUCGCCAUUGAGCAUGCAAGCGCUGGAGGAGAAGAAGUGGUCGAAAUGCUUGUAGCCAAUGUCCUCAAUCCCUUUGCAUAUUCACGCGCGAACCCUGAUCGCGACGAUGCACAUAGUGCACUUCGAGACGGGGAAGCGAGCGUACUUGGAGAAAACGCUGACAGCACAAAAUUAAAAGAGGAUACAUCCGCCGCUAAGCUGGUCGGUCUAUAUGUGAUCUCUGAUAUCUUUUCAUCCUCCUCAACAAGUGGAGUCCGCCAUGCGUGGCGAUACCGACAACUUUUCGAACAUGCAUUCCGUGCUCAUAAAGUUUUUGAACAUCUUGGCCGUCUUGAAAAGGACUUUAAUUGGGGCAGACUCAAAGCAGAGAAAUGGAAACGCAGCAUCGGGGUUAUAUUGCAUCUCUGGGAAGGCUGGAGUGUCUUUCCUCAUUCCAGUCAGGAACACUUUGUUCAGGUGUUCGAAAACCCGCCUCUCACAGAAGAAGAGCUGGAGCAGGAAAAGAAGAAGGCAGAGGCUGAGAAGGCCAGUGCGGCCAUCAGCAGUAAAGGGAAGAACCGAUGGAAGACUGUUGAUGACGAUGCGAAUUCCGGCAAGUUCGAUCCCAGUCAGCCGCCUGCUGACGUGUCGCAGCAGAGGAUGGACGUGGACGGGCAGGCUGCGGAAGACUUCCAUGAUGAACUGGAUGGGGAGCCUAUGAGUGACAUUGACGGUGUCCCGAUGGAAGACAGUGAUAUCGAGGACGCCGACGUGGACGGGAAGCCAUUGGCAGCAGACAUUGAAAUGCCUGACGCCGCCCAAGAGACAGAGGGGCCGCCUGUAGAAGUUGGCAGCAAGCCAGAAGACAAUACGCCGGCUGGACGCGUGCGAAGACCGCGGCCUAAGGCGGAAGACAUGUUUGCAGACUCCGAUGAGGAUUGAUUAGCUCGCGAUCAGUAGAUAUCCUAGCCCGUAUGCAAAUAGCACAGCCUAAAAGAGGAAGCAAGGAUGACACCGGCGAAUAAUAUUGGAAUAUAAUAAAAAGCUAUAGAAGUUUGUGCCUGAAGCAAACUGGCGACUAAAUUAUCAAGAUAUUCACCCAAUAUCGUGAUCGUCGCCAGUCUAGACAUGGACAUCGAUAGACACAGACAGGGAGUGAAUGAUGAGGGAAGGAAGCCCCACGAAUGCAGAGGG